Messenger RNA from Schizophyllum commune H4-8, 1359 nucleotides. RefSeq lists its product as uncharacterized. Gene Ontology annotation, cellular component: vacuolar membrane. The coding region runs from base 1 to 1359 and encodes 452 amino acids. Gene Ontology annotation, molecular function: amino acid transmembrane transporter activity. NCBI's taxonomy places the organism in Eukaryota, Fungi, Basidiomycota, Agaricomycetes, Agaricales, Schizophyllaceae. Gene Ontology annotation, biological process: amino acid transmembrane transport. The record is from RefSeq and is a predicted model, not a curated record. The transcript has 4 exons.
AUGAAGUCUAUGCGGCACGUCGGGCACAGCACGUUCGGGCAGACCCUCUUUAACUCGAUCGCCAUUCUGCUCGGUAUCGGCAUGCUUUCUGAGCCUUUGGCCUUCCACUACGCAGGAUGGAUAGGCGGGACCAUCUUGAAUGUUAUGUACGGCGCGAUUACAUGCUAUACCGCCAAGAUUCUUGGGAGAAUUAUCCUUGCUGACCCACGUUUGCGCUCGUACUCGGAUAUCGGGCGCAAGGCCUUUGGUCCUAAGGCCACCCUGCUCAUCAGUCUGCUCUUCUGCUUGGAGCUGUUCUCUGUCGCUGUUAUUCUGGUCACUCUGUACGCCGAUUCCUUGCACUCGAUCAUCCCAGAGAUGUCUUCCAAUGCGUACAAGGUCUGGGGUCUUCUCAUCCUCAUUCCCACCGUAUUCCUCCCGCUCUCUCUCCUGUCCUAUACCUCCAUCCUCGGCAUCCUCUCCACCAUCUUCCUCGUUAUUGUCCUCUUCGUUGAUGGCUUUACCAAGAAGGAAGCUCCCGGCAGUCUCUGGGAUCCCGCUCAUACUGAGCUCGGCGUGGGAAACUUCCGCCAGCUCGGGGUCGCCUUCGGGCUGUUCAUGGCUGGCUUCUCUGGCCAUGCAGUCAUACCGUCGCUCGUUCGCGAUAUGCAGGAUCCGACGGAGUUCGAGAGCAUGCUGAACUACGCGUUUGUGGUGGCGACGGCGAUUUAUACGAUCAUCGGGUACGCUGGUUACUUGAUGUUCGGUGCGGAUGUCAGCGAGGAGAUCUCCCUCGACCUCCUCCGCACCCCUGGGUAUCCCAAACAGCUCAACCAAAUUGCCCUUUGGUCUCUUGUCAUCGCCCCCCUCUCGAAAUUCGCCCUGACCACUCAACCUCUCAACGCCACCAUCGAGAUGCUCCUCGGCAUCACCCCGCACAUUGCCUCCCCCGAGACCGUCGCCAACAAGCCCCGCACCCUCGCCGGCGCCCUACCGCGCACCAAACACCUCCGCGCCAUGGACUUCCUCCGCGCCAAGCACCUCCUCUCGCGCCCCGCCGCGCGCCACUUCUACGCGAUCGUCCAGCGUGUCGUCGUCACCUGCCUCGCCGUGCUCGUCUCAGUGGUCGUCCCCGAGUUCAGCGCGAUGAUGGCGUUCUUGGGCGCGUUUAGUGCGUUCAUGCUAUGUGUGAUUGGCCCGGUGGCGGCGAAGAUCGCGUUGACGAGGACGGGGAAGAUGCCCUUGCCGGUGGCGCAGCGGAAGGGGGAGGGGAGGAGCUGGUUGAGGGUGGAGGGCGCGAUGGAUGUGGGGUUGAUUUUGAUGGCGGUGGCGAUGGCGAGUUGGGGGACGGCGGCGGCGUUUAUGGAGAACAAGGCAUAG